Molecule: messenger RNA, 2701 nt
Organism: Zea mays
Lineage: Eukaryota; Viridiplantae; Streptophyta; Magnoliopsida; Poales; Poaceae
Product: cleavage and polyadenylation specificity factor subunit 6
Exons: 2
Coding region: 91-2097 (668 amino acids)
Molecular function (GO): RNA binding
Source: RefSeq, a predicted model, not a curated record
CAAGGGUAGUUCUACUGUGUUGUCAGAAAAAAAGAAAACAAAAAAGGGAAAAGCGCAGUUCUACUGGGCUUGAAAGACUCACAACACGUUAUGACCCACUGGAUAGAAGCCCACUAUCAGUCAACAAGGGAACAUUCUCACACCUUCCUCCGCACAAGCCACCGACACCAGGGCCCCACCCCCUCAGCGCCCGCGCCAACAGCGUCAACUUCAACACCAGCUCCACCUGCUGCACCUCCGCUCCCGACUCCCUCCGCCCACACGGAUCCCGAAAACCCUAACCCUAGACAUCGCCCCGCCGCCGCCAUGGACCCCGCCGGCGACCCGGCGUUCCACCGCAACGAGGCUAUCUCCGCGGUCCAGGACGUAGACCAGUACUACGGAGACGACGACGACUUCGACGACCUAUACAACGACGUCAACGUCGGGGACGGCUUCCUCCACGCCUCCCACCAGGCGCCACCACCGCGGCCUCCGACUCAGCAGGCCCCACCGCCGCAGCAGCUCCAUCCUCCGCCACAGCAGCAGCCCCCUCCGCCACCACAGCAGCAGCCGCCGGCCCACACCCUCCCACCGCCGCCGCCGCAUGUCCCGCCGCCGCCGCAGCAGGUACGCAUCCCGGGGGUGGCCGUCCCUGCUCCUGGCAUACCUCCAGGUCAGACCAACCUCCAUCCGCCGCCUCAGCCGCUAGCCGCGCCCGCGCCGCCGCCAGCUCAGCACCACCAGAUUCAGCAAGGCGACGGGUUCCACCGAUCUGGAGGGAACUUCGCCGGCGGCCCCAUCGUGGUCGGGAAUGGUGGCGCUGCUGGCGGGGGUGACGGCCCUGGCGGCACGACGCUGUUCGUGGGGGAACUCCACUGGUGGACGACGGACGCGGAUCUGGAAUCUGAGCUUAUCAAGUAUGGUUCGGUCAAGGAGGUGAGGUUCUUUGACGAGAAGGCCAGCGGCAAGUCCAAGGGCUACUGCCAGGUCGAUUUCUAUGACCCUGGCGCAGCUGCUGCCUGCAAGGAGGCCAUGAACGGGCACACAUUUAAUGGACGUCCAUGUGUUGUGGCAUUCGCCACACCCAACAGCGUUCGCCGCAUGGGCGAGGCGCAGGUGAAGAACCAGCAGGCUAUGGCUGCACAGACAUCGAAUAUGCAGCCCAAGGGUGGCAGAGGGGGCGGUGGUGCCGCAGGGCCACAGGUGGGCGGUAAUUAUGGUGGUGGGCGUGGAGGAGCUGUUGGAUCUGGUGCCGGUGGUGGAGCAGGCGGAGGUGGUGGAAAUUGGGGAAGAGGUGGCGGAGGCAUGGGGAACAGAGGCCCUGUUGGUAACAUGAGGAACAGGAUGGGCCCAGCUGGCGGCGGCCGCGGGAUAAUGGGGAAUGGGGGGAUGGUUGCACCGCCGCCACCAAUGAUGCCACCGGGUGGAAUGCUGGGGCAGGGCUUUGAUCCUGCUGGUUAUGGCGCUAUGGGAAGGAUGGGUGGUGGGUUUGGCGGUUUUCCUGGUGGACCAGGGGCUAUGCCAUUCCCUGGGCUGAUGCAGCCAUUUCCGCCGGUUGUCGCUCCACAUGUUAACCCAGCUUUCUUUGGUCGGGCUGGGAUGGGUGCCGGUGGAAUGUGGCCUGAUCCCAACAUGGGAGCCUGGGGUGGGGAGGAACAGUCCAGUUACGGGGAUGAUGCAGCUUCUGAUCAGCAGUAUGGAGAAGGGGGGAGCCAUGGGAAAGAGAGGCCACCAGAGAGGGAGUGGUCUGGUGUGCCAGAGAGGAGGCGUGAAAGGGAGAAGGAUGCGCCCCCUGCACAGGAGUGGCCAGAGAGGAGGCACCGAGAUGAGCGUGACAUGGACCGUGAGAGGAAUCGUGACUAUGACAGAGACAGGGAAAGAGACCGUGACCGGGAAAGAGACCGAGAUCGAGAUAGGGAGAGGGAGAGGGAGAGGGACAGAGAUAGGGAGAGGGAGAGACACAAGGAUGACAGAGAUCGCUAUGGCGAUAAUCACAGGCACAGGGAUCGUGAUUCAGAACGUAAUGAGGACUGGGACAGAGGGAGGUCAUCUGGGAUACGCAGCAGGUCAAGGGAGGCUGACCACUCUAAGCGCAGGCGGAUGACACCUCAGUAGUCAUAGCUAGUGAGAUACUAAUGUAGAGGCAAAAUGGCACAUGUUUAUCCAGACCUGAGUCUUACUUGCACACUGGCAUGGUUGAAAGCUAGCAUCUUCUUACUGCUUCUGGCUGUGGUGGUUCUAAUAUUUUGUGUCUCUGGCGAUGUGUUGUAGCAAGAAUGUGAGAUGAAUGUUUGGUUGGAACCUGUUCAGCUGUGCGGAGAUGGACUUCCCUGGAUGAUAGCUGCUGCCUCUUAUUGUGCGCCGUGUUAAAUGUCUGCGUUUCCCAAAGAUACAAAUGAUCUAUUUAGUGUGUAAUUCAGGACCGAUGCUUUUGCAUCCUUGUUGUUGUUGUUAAAGACACCAGUAUUUCUGCCCUAGCCUUGUAGGGCGAUGAUAAACUGGUCUGUAUUAUGACUGUCCUAUGUUCAUCCUUCCUCUGUUGUAACGGAGAAAUGUGUUUUGACAUUCUUGAGGUUUAUCCUUCCUGAGAUAGCUGACAGGCAGACAUAGCUGCUUCCUUGCUAAAUGUUUUGUGGUUGAGAAGAGUCCAGGGGACCAGCUGUAACGCUCCACCUGUGUUAAGAACAGUGUAGCAUAUAUAUUAAAUUUUGUUGCCUUA